AUGAACGGCUUAGACGAUUUGGCAAUCAAAUCCGCUUUUGUUCUCCUGGUUUCUACUCCCUGCCCUGCUGGCAGGGCAUUGUGCAGCACCCUUUCCAGCCCACCUGGGUGUGGGAGAUCGAGGAGGAGGGCAGGGGACCGACCAUCAGUGAGCAUCUGCCAUCCAGCUCCAUCCCAUCUAGAGCAACAGCAGCAGGAAUUAUCCUUUCUCCAUCUCUCCGGGGCAGAGACCCCCAGUGCCCAGCUGCAGGAGGUGGAGGCAGAGGAUGUGUCCCCAGAACAAGCCUCCAUCAGGGUCAUCCAGCAGCACCUCCAGGGCAGAGAUGAGGAGCUGACUGAAGAUCUCCCCAUGGAGUCCGAGCCAAGCUCCACCCUGUCCAGCUCCAUGGCUGCGGUUCGCAACCUCAGCAAACUGAAGCCACCGCUUGUAUUGGAGCUGGAAUCACGCCUCCUGCAGGCUGUUCUUUACACCAUUUUCACCAUGGGCACUGGGAAGGACACCACCCACUUCCGCACCUGUUCACAGAGCCUGGACAGCAUGCUCAGGAGCCUGCUGACAGAGACCCCCACCAAGGACAAGCUGCAGCGCCUCUUGGAGGUGAGCAGAUUGGGAGGCCCUUAA
Molecule: messenger RNA, 621 nt
Organism: Chelonia mydas (Green sea turtle)
Lineage: Eukaryota; Metazoa; Chordata; Testudines; Cheloniidae
Exons: 6
Coding region: 1-621 (206 amino acids)
Source: RefSeq, a predicted model, not a curated record